Molecule: messenger RNA, 2775 nt
Organism: Brettanomyces nanus
Lineage: Eukaryota; Fungi; Ascomycota; Pichiomycetes; Pichiales; Pichiaceae
Exons: 2
Coding region: 1-2775 (924 amino acids)
Biological process (GO): DNA-templated transcription; regulation of transcription by RNA polymerase II
Cellular component (GO): nucleus
Molecular function (GO): DNA-binding transcription activator activity, RNA polymerase II-specific; RNA polymerase II cis-regulatory region sequence-specific DNA binding; zinc ion binding
Source: RefSeq, a predicted model, not a curated record
AUGCUCGAUUGCGAUAGAGGAAGACCUUGUUGUAAAGUUUGCGAGAAGCAUAACAUUUCUCAUCUCUGCCAUUAUGAUCCUAGACUCUGGGAGAGCAAACUGGAGACACACGACGGGAAGGAAACCACGCGUAAGGAGUUGAUGACACAUACUCUCAACAGUGUCGAUACUACAUCUACAGCUUCCCCUAUAGACAGUCCGCCAAAGGUGAAUGUGAAGUAUAAGUCAUAUCUGAACAGAAUAUUGAACACAAACUUAAAAUCUAACUGUGGUCCAAUUUUGAAUACGGAUACAGCCCCUAAAUCAAAUAUGUCAUCAGCGAUUCAAGAGAUAAAGCAGAAGAUCAACCAAUUGGAGGCAUCUAUUACUCAUGAUUCUAGGAAUUUGAAUGACAUUCAACCACCUCAACCUCAUGGCAACAGAGAGUUGUAUUUGAUUAGAGAAUAUGGUGCUAAUUCGAAUGAUACCGUAGACUUUUUUAACGAUCCUCCUGCUAUGCUUAUGUGGUGCUCCCGUAUGAAUAAUCACGGUCCGCUCUCAUGGAUUGCUCUCGUGAUGAAAGACCCAUUUCUUAUGCCUAUUCAUCGUAAAGUGGUUGGUAGAAGAAAGAAGAACUCACUCUCUGUUCCUGAAUACAUUAAAGCUAAGAUAGUUCCAGAAACAGUUAAAGAUGCCGAAUUUAGUCGGCAGAUCAUGGAUGACGCUGGUAUGUCUGAGAUGGGACCCAUGAAUUUGGCUGGAUUGAAGGAUUCUAUCCUGGCGGGUACAAACAAGACAUUAGAAGCGCAGAUAUUGAAAGUUUUGCCACCGACAAAGGCAAUAUGGAUGCUCGUGGAUAGAUUCUUCUUAUAUGUCUACCCAUUUUUCCCAUAUUUAGAUAAGAAGGAAUUCAUUUCACAGGUUGAACAGAUCACAGGCUCUAGAACUUCGAAGGCAGAGUUGGCCAAAGGUCUUCAUUUUCGAAAGAAGCUUGAUAUUGCUACAAUUGGCACGCUUUUAAUAGUACUGAGGAUGGCAUACAUGACCCUUGCAAACAACCACGAGAAGGCGACGGAUUUUCCCAAACCCUCGGCGGAUGAAGCCUAUCUCUUACAGUACCUGGUCGGGUCUGAAACCAUCAAAGUGGCGCAAUUUUGCUUGAAUCAGUUCCAUCUUUUACGCCGAUGUGCAUUGAACGUUUUCCAGUGUGCUGCAUUGAUGAGAGACUAUCAAAGAAUUGAUGGCUCCGAUGGAUUUGGUGAUGCAGAACAGCAGAUUUAUUUGGGUACUUUGAUACAGAUAGCUGUUUCAAUCGGCUUGAAUCGAGACCCCAGUAAAUUUGAUCCUGCCGUGAGCUCCAGCAGACUAGGAAAUCUUUGGAGGAAGAUUUGGUACGUUUUAAUAUGUCACGAUAUCGAGGACUCGGCAAUCUUUGGCACUCCAAUAAUGUCUCGUCCUGACUUCUUUGAUACCAGGCCUCCUAGUUUCUCUCAAGCGACAUCAAACACCGAUAACCUGGACGUUGAACGUGAAACUGUUGAAGGUAUUAUUUCAGGUAACGAAUUGUGCAAAGUUUUGGGCGAUGUUGUGAAUUCUGUGUUGGAUAUUCGUAAUCCUCCUGGUAUGGGAGACUUACUCUUACGGUUGGAUAGACUAGAGACAUAUACCAAGCAGCACUGGGGGUCACUUUUGCAGAUUUUAACGUUGAACGACGGCAUUCAUGCACACAAUUUGAGAAAGAUGAAUGCCAUCAUCUCGUAUAUCACGGUGCAAUCGACGCUACACCCCGUAUACUACCAUAUUUUUCUCCUCUAUGAAAAAAAGCACAACACAGAGGCUUGCUUCAAGUUUGCAGAGAAGAUUUUGAAGAUCGUAAUAGAGAUCGUUUCACACUUUGUUGAAAUGAUUCGUUACAGUUAUCGGUACGUUGGCAAGGGAUUUGACUACCUCUUAUCACCGCCUUUAGAGACGGCUAUUCAGAAAUGCCUUCAAAUACAGAUUUCUUUAUAUAUGAGAUCUAUGACCAUCAGAAAGUCCAUCGGAAAGGGCUCGAUAACUUCAGAAAUCGCAACAGACAUAGAUGCCUUUAUGUCAAGACUGAUGAGCCAAAACUUUGGUGAAAAAUAUUUGCAAGGACUUAUGCCUGUUUCAGGUCGCUCCUUUUAUGCGUGGAGAAUGAUGAAAGCUACCUCUUUCAUUUUCAAGCUUUUACAGAAGGAUAAGUUUUCGUAUCCCCCUGAUCAGUACAACUUUCUAGCGGAAUUAAAACCGGACAAGAUACGCUAUCUAUGGAGACUUACAGAAACUGAUAGGUAUACGACGAAACAGAAACAGCUUUGGAGGUGCGAAAACGUAAGAAAGAGUAGCGAGGAGAUGUCAGAUACCUUUACUCCAGCACCAGAGACGACAUCCAGUACGACUACAUCGCAUUCUUCACUACCAGCAACGGUUCCCCUGGCGACUUCGACCUCUUUAGAGAUGUCAUUGGAGGAUAUUGACAAGUUUUGGGCGGAAAUGCUUAGACAACAAAAAAUUCCUAUUGCUGGUGUGUCCGGUAACAAUCGGAAUUCAACAUCCAAUAUCAUUGACCCGGCAAUACCUGCAGAGUAUCGCGAUGGCUUGACUACAGAUUCGAUAGACAUGCAGUUUCUUGGAGACUUAGGCCUAGGGGAUACGUACGAAGUAAGCAGUGCUACCGGCAGCAGUCAUAGUGGUGUCAACAAUGACAGUCCAGGACUGGUUCUCAGUGAUUCUUUUGGUGAUCGUGAUUUCAUCAUGGGGAAGAACAAUUGGUAA